UUUACAAUGGUUGAUACCGAAAUGCCGUUUUGGCCCAUGAACUUUGGUAUUAGCCCAGUUGAUCUUUCUACAAUGGAUGAACACUCCCAUGAAUUUGACAUAAAGCCCUUCAGCACUGUUGAUUUUUCCAGCCUUUCUUCUCCAUAUUAUGAGGACCUUCCUCUUGCAAGAACUGACCAGAUAGCCCUUGACUAUAAAUAUGAUGUGAAAUUUCAAAGUUGUCAAAAUGCAAUUAAAGUGGAGCCUCCGUCUCCACCAUAUUUCUCAGAAAAACUUCAGAUGUAUAGUAAACCUCACGAAGAAGCCUCUUGUUCUCUCAUGGCUAUUGAAUGCAGGGUGUGUGGGGACAAAGCUUCUGGGUUUCAUUAUGGAGUGCAUGCAUGUGAAGGUUGCAAGGGUUUCUUUCGCAGAACAAUCCGUUUAAAAUUAAUCUAUGAUCGAUGUGAUCUCAACUGCCGCAUUCAUAAAAAAAGUAGAAAUAAAUGUCAAUAUUGCCGAUUCCAAAAGUGCCUUGCAGUUGGAAUGUCUCAUAAUGCUAUUAGGUUUGGGCGAAUGCCACAAGCUGAGAAGGAGAAACUCUUGGCAGAGAUUUCAAGUGACAUUGACCAGUUGAAUCCUGAGUCUGCUGAUCUGCGAGCCCUGGCCAAGCUGCUCUAUGAUUCCUACAUAAAGUCUUUCCCUCUGACCAAAGCCAAGGCGAGGGCAAUCUUGACAGGAAAGACAACAGACCAAUCACCAUUUGUCAUUUAUGACAUGCAUUCCUUAAUGAUGGGAGAAGACCAGAUCAAGUGUAAACAUUUGACCCCCAUGCAAGAGCAAAAUAAAGAAGUGGCCAUACGUAUCUUCCAGCGCUGCCAGUUUCGCUCGGUGGAAGCUGUUCAGGAAAUCACUGAAUUUGCCAAAAACAUUCCAGGUUUUGUGAGUUUAGACCUCAAUGACCAAGUAACUCUCCUGAAAUAUGGAGUGCAUGAGAUCAUCUAUACACUCCUAGCCUCCAUGAUGAAUAAAGAUGGUGUUCUCAUAUCCAAUGGACAAGGAUUCAUGACUCGGGAGUUCCUAAAGAGUCUGCGGAAACCUUUCUCUGACUUUAUGGAGCCAAAAUUUGAGUUUGCUGUCAAAUUCAAUGCACUGGAAUUAGAUGACAGUGACUUGGCAAUAUUUAUAGCUGUCAUUAUUCUCAGUGGAGAUCGCCCUGGAUUACUUAACGUGAAACCUAUUGAAGAUAUUCAAGAUAGUUUGCUGCAAUCACUAGAACUCCAGUUAAAGCUGAAUCACCCAGAAUCAUCACAGCUGUUUGCAAAAUUGUUGCAGAAAAUGACAGACCUCAGACAGAUUGUAACAGAACAUGUGCAGCUGUUGCAAAUUAUAAAGAAGACGGAGACAGAUAUGAGCCUUCAUCCACUCCUACAAGAAAUUUACAAAGAUUUGUAUUAAGGGUCAUCAGAAUACUAAUUCAUUUACAUAAGUACGUUCAUCAAAUUGCACUAUUUCUUUAAGAGGGAAAAUAUUACAUACCUAAGAAAUUACUGUGAAAAAAAACCAUUUAAAAAGAGACAGAGCUUUACUAUUAUAGAUCUAUUUUAUGCAUAUUGUUUAUAAAAAUACAUUUACAAUUUCCUUUUAAUAUUAAAAUGUCUUUAUCAUCAAAAUGUUGACUGUAUUUACCAGAUUCUUUUUUCCUGGUUUAUUUAAUAUAAUAGCACUGCUUUUUCAAUGAUUUAAAAAUAACAUUGGAGUAAUAGUAUAGUUCAGCUUCACUGCAAAGAAGAGUAAUUUCCCCCUCAAGGGAAGUUUUAUGGAUCUUGAUGUGGUUAUGAAUCAACAACAAUUAGACAGGUCACUGCAUUAUUCUACAGUGCUCGAAUUUUAUACAUCUAACUUUGAAACAAGUUUUUCAGAAAGGUGCAAAAGGGCCUGAUUUCAAAAAAUAAUAAUUAGCUUGCGGGUAUUUAAAAACAUUCCUGACAUUUAUCUGGGUUUGAAAGAGAUGGUCAGAAGAAUGAUUUUUUUAUGAUUUACAUUUAUAUUAAAUAUAUGUACGUUUCAAGGUGCUCAGGAUAUGUACUGCAAAAUUAGUUUUAUGCUUAGUUUUAUAUACUUCCAUUUAUAUUGUAUGCUGAUUUCAAAUGUGAGCUGCCUAGCCGCCUUGUUUUCUUCUCUGCUGCCUUUAGUGGUAGUUUGGCACAGGACCAGAAAUUCAGAUUUGCCCUGAGAUGUAAAACACUCCCUGUAUGUGGCAGUGAAGGUGGCAGAAGCAGGCUCUUUUGAUCUUGGCAAAGCUGGCAGAGAGAUUCCUCAUGUGAUUGCCCUCAAGCAAGCCAAACGUUGCAAAGCAACAGGGCAGAUUUUAUGGGACUGCUGUUUGGAUUAGUAUUUAUAGGGCAGCAAGUUAGAACAAGAUAGCAUUCAUCAACUUCUGACUGAGAAAGGAAAUUGUUGUCCACUGGAAAUGCUGGACGACUUUGGAAAGCCUACUGGUAUCACUGUUCAGACAGAUCAUGCAUCUGUCCUGCUUUUGGUAUCCUGGGAGUUUGGGAGGCUGAGCCAAAAUGGAAAUGUAGGAAGCAUCUUUAUCCUCUCAUUCCCCUCAAGUAAAUAUGCUGCUAAUGCUGAAGAUUUAGAAUGGUGUAAAUGGCCUGAAAAAUAACACCAAUGCAGGCAAAGUACUGAUCACCAUGAUCUAAAUCAGUGGUUCCCAACGUGGGGCCCAUGCCCCACAAUUUGAUUUUUAAUGGGGGCAAUUUGAACCCUGUU
Messenger RNA from Thamnophis sirtalis, 2754 nucleotides. It is a transcript of the gene PPARG, whose product is annotated as peroxisome proliferator activated receptor gamma. The record is from RefSeq and is a predicted model, not a curated record. Gene Ontology annotation, molecular function: DNA-binding transcription repressor activity, RNA polymerase II-specific; zinc ion binding; RNA polymerase II cis-regulatory region sequence-specific DNA binding. Gene Ontology annotation, cellular component: nucleus. Lineage: Eukaryota; Metazoa; Chordata; Lepidosauria; Squamata; Natricidae. Gene Ontology annotation, biological process: cell differentiation; negative regulation of cholesterol storage; negative regulation of transcription by RNA polymerase II.